Messenger RNA from Lutzomyia longipalpis, 1827 nucleotides. Its product is annotated as ionotropic receptor 75a-like. The record is from RefSeq and is a predicted model, not a curated record. Lineage: Eukaryota; Metazoa; Arthropoda; Insecta; Diptera; Psychodidae. The coding region runs from base 1 to 1827 and encodes 608 amino acids. Gene Ontology annotation, cellular component: membrane. Gene Ontology annotation, molecular function: ligand-gated monoatomic ion channel activity. The transcript has 2 exons.
AUGCAGAGCUCUCCAGUGCUUCUCAGUGCUGUAAUUAGGGCCAUCCUCCAGCUAUUGGGAUCCCCAUUUCGCAUAACUGGGAAUGUCUUCUGUUCCAACCCAUCGCAGCAUUUCAGCUUCCUCAAGAGUUUUGCAGCUCAUCCCAAUGAUGAAUCUCCGGCAUUUUUCACUGAUUCCCUCUCCGGAAGUGACUAUCGGAAUGUGGAGGAACAUCGUACGGUAGUUUUGGUGGAUUUUGAUUGUCCCACAGCAAUGGAAAUCCUUGCAAAUGCCUCCCAUCAGGAAAUCUACUACAACUACAAAUGGAUUCUCUUUCACACCACCUCCCGGGAGAAGAUUCAAAUUCCCACCGAUUUGAGGGUUCUUGUGAGUAGUGAAGUGUUUGUUUUGCACCCAGAUGGGGAGGAGAAUGUUGCCGUUGAGCAAGUUUAUCGACAUCGCCCGGAUACACCACAAAUUUGGGAAACUUUUGGCCUAUGGCGAGGCAAUCAGGGUGUACUUGAGGAUCACAGAUCAACACCAAUCACAUCCCGAAGACGACAAAAUACACAGAAAGCUCUUCUCAGGGCUAGUAUGGUGAUCACCCACAAUGACACACUACAGCAUCUGGAUGACUACCAUGACAAGCAUAUUGAUACCAUAACAAAGGUCAACUACAUCCUGACCAAUCAUUUAAUUGACUACGUCAAUGGAAGUGUUGCGUACUCAAUUGUCCCAACUUGGGGGUAUUUCAAUGGAAGCGCCUGGAGUGGCAUGAUUGGGGAAUUGGAUCAGGAUUUAGCUGAUUUGGGAGCAUCUCCGCUCUUCUACACAGUUGAUCGCAUCCCUGUGAUUCAGUACAUUGCAAUGACAACCCCAACACGCUCAAAGUUUGUUUUUCGCUCCCCAAAACUCUCCUUCACCGACAACGUCUUCAUUCUACCCUUUGAUACCUUCGUGUGGUACUCUCUGAUCACCCUAAUGAUCCUCCUCGUGCUCAUCCUCACUCUGGCAGCUGCCAUUGAGUGGCGCACACUGGAUAUUGACCCGGAGGACAGUCAGUCGCUUCGCCCGAAGAUCAUGGAGGCAUUUAUGGUUGUCUUUGGGGCAAGCUGCCAGCAGGGCUCCAGUCAAAAUCCCCGUGGCUUCUCCACGCGAUGCAUCACCUUCUUGGCAUUCAUUGUCCUCUUCUUCCUCUACACAAGCUACUCAGCCAACAUUGUGGCCCUGCUGCAGUCACCAUCGCGAAAGAUUAAGACACUUCCGGAUCUACUGGCGUCACGUCUCAAAUUUGGCGUUGAUGACACCGUCUUCAAUCGCUACUACUUCACACAUCAAACGGAACCCAUUAGGAAGGCAAUUUACGAACAGAAGGUGAUCCAGAGGGGCUCCCCCGCCUUUAUGGCACUCGAGCAGGGCAUUAAACUCCUCCGCGGGGGAUUAUUUGCCUUUCACAUGGAAACUGGAGUUGGAUACAAGGUUGUUACGGAGACAUUUUUUGAGAGUGAAAAAUGUGAUUUGCAGGAGAUUCAAUUCUACGAACUCAUUGAUCCAUGGUAUGCCAUCCAGAAGAAUUCCUCCUUCAAGGAAGUCUUCAAGGUUGGGCUAUUUAGAAUGCAGGAAAAUGGCCUGCAGGAGCGUGAAAACUCCCUGCUGUACACAAAGAAGCCCGAAUGCCAUGGGAGUGGGGGGAAUUUUGUUACAGUCGGCCUCAUUGACAUUCAACCAGCUAUGCUACUCUUUGCAUGGGGAAUCAUCAUAAGUUUGGGGAUAUUUUGCAUUGAAUUCGGUGCUAAGAAGUUCAAACAUGAGCUUCAGCAACGAAUGAAAUGUUGCCGGAAGUAUUGA